Trichoderma citrinoviride is the source of this 1833-nucleotide messenger RNA. RefSeq lists its product as hypothetical. Gene Ontology annotation, biological process: regulation of DNA-templated transcription. NCBI's taxonomy places the organism in Eukaryota, Fungi, Ascomycota, Sordariomycetes, Hypocreales, Hypocreaceae. The transcript is spliced from 3 exons. Bases 1 to 1833 code for a protein of 610 amino acids. Gene Ontology annotation, molecular function: zinc ion binding; DNA-binding transcription factor activity, RNA polymerase II-specific. The record is from RefSeq and is a predicted model, not a curated record.
AUGGGUAGAGAGCCGACCAGUGCCAGCUGCCAUACGUGUCGUCGCCGUCGGAUCAAAUGUGACCAGCAGAAGCCGAGUUGUGCACAGUGCCAGAGGUCGCGAUAUGAGUGCCUGGGAUACGAUCGAAUCCUGAGAAUCCAGAGUCAUGGAGUCGGUCGAUCGAGCUUGGUCAAAAUCGGGCAGUCGACUUCAUUCCCGUCAGAAGCGCCAGGUCGUGAUGAGGAUAAUGUCGGUGGUCCAUCAUCUCGAGACGGCGGCAGGAGUCGCAGAGGGAAACCCGAGGUGAAGCAAACCGCAAAGGCUCUCCAGCAGGCGACGCAGCCUCUCACCAGUCAGCCAAACCUCGACCCGUUCGUCGACAAUGUCACCUUCUCCUACUUCUUCGACGCCUACGGCUGGAUCAACAUGCAUAGUAUCUUCCUCCAGGAUACACCAAUGCGCCAGCAUCUCACUCAGCAAACGGACGAGCUUGGCUACGACAGCCUUCGGGCACUCGCGUAUGGAAUCUUUAGCCGGGACCAUCACGUCGAACCCCUGCGGCACAAGGGUCAGCGAAUCUACGGUACGAUCCUCCAAAGGCUUCAGUCAAGGCUUGGGGUAGCAUCCAAAUCAGAAUUGGCGACUCUCAUCAAGCCCAUCUCCAUUCUGGGGUCGUAUGCGAUUGCUGUGGAUUCUGACCUUCGGUUCGUCCACCACGAAGGGCUGGCUCGUAUUCUGGAACACUGCGGGCCGGAAUGCUUCACAGACCCGUUAAUCCUGCCAGUGUUCGAAUCCUGCAGAUUCACAAUGCUGGCUAACGCGCUUGUGCAAAGGCGUGGCACCUUUCUCGAACAAGAGAAGUGGAAGACGAUACCAUGGUCAUUGUGCCCAGAAAACAAGUCCAACACGAACAAGCUGCUUGACAUACUCUCGUCACUCCCCAGUACUCUUGAGAAAACCGACCGAGUCCUCAAUGAACGUUCCCAAUGGGUCGCCGGCGAUUGCACCGUCAUUCGCGAGGAGACCCCAACCACAGUCCCCGAACUUCAGCAGCAGCUCGAGUCCAUGUUCCUGGACUUGCUGGCCUGGCGUUACCACUGGUCUGCAGACAACGCAGAAGCACAAGAUGUUCUCAACUGGGCGCUGUAUCGAGUGAGCGACGAGUCAUAUCGACCUGUUAUCAAUGGAGUCCACGGCCCAGACGUGUAUGGAUUGAACCUCGGCAACAUUCCUUUCGAAACGUUGGAGACAGAGCCCGAGACGAAUGCAAACACUUUCGCGCUGAUGCAAGAAGUUGCGCUCUACAUAACGAUCGUCAUAAGCAUGGAGCGGCUGCGAAAGAACCUCGCCGGUGCUGCUCGUGCUGCAGACGCAAUUGACUUCUACAAUGCUCCCUUUUUCUCCACGUGCCGCUGCUACUUUGACAAUCCAGGACCGUCAAGAUUAUGCCAGAUUUUUCCGGAGCCAAAUGAUUACGCGGCCAAGGCUGUCUCAUGGAAUUUCAACACUGCCAUUAUAUCUGAGGCACCAGUCAGAUCAUCAAGCAGCAGCAGCAAUGAGGCUCCCAUGCCGAUCAACCAUUCAACAUCCUACUCGUCCAUAACAGGGACGACCCUUCUUCCCGGAGAUGGGCGUUUCAUCGGACAACUACGAAUCUUGAACUCCCUGAUCAAACAUCUGCCAGAGAGCCGGGCCUACGUUUUGGGUACGCUGGCAGCAAUGGGGCUAAGCCACUGUGUUCACGAUGUUCGCCCUCUGGAUGGGAACGAAUAUAUCGCGGAAACUAUUCGCGAAACCAUGCUAAAGUCAAAGUUUGGGGACGCAGCCGACGUACUGCUGAAGCGUUAUCGGUAA